This is a messenger RNA of Durusdinium trenchii, 465 nucleotides long. Lineage: Eukaryota; Dinophyceae; Suessiales; Symbiodiniaceae. The record is from the annotation of a GenBank genome assembly.
AUGGCUGCGAAGUCCGCAGCGGAGCCUCUUGUGGCACCGUGCUCCAUGUUGGUGUCCUCUCUGUGGCUUCCGAUUGCCCUCCGUGACAAUGUGACGGUUCGCCUUUGCGUUGGCCAUUUUCUCUUCCACAAACCUUCGCUGCCGGCAGUGGACCCGGCAUCGCUCUCACCUUCCCCUGUGAAGAAGCGAGGCCGCCCACAGAAAGACGAAGUUCGGGAGAAGAAGCAACCAAAAGGACAGUAUGGCACUCGGCAGCUACGCAGUGCGGAAGAUGAGAUUCGCCACCUGCAGAGUGCCGUUCACAUGACAUGUCUCCCCAAAGCGCCUUUUCAGCGCUUGGUCAAAGACAUCCUCAAGGGAUUUGUGGACACUCGGAAUUCUGAGAGUGGUCCUGGCGGUGAGCAUCCAUUGCCAAACCUUCGCAUCUCCUCCAGCGCCAUCCAGCUUCUUCAGGAUGCAGCGGAG